GACGUAACAGGAAGCGGAAGUAAUUUGUUCCCGUCCCUUGUGUUGUGUUGACUUGAGAGCAAAAUAAGACGUUGGAUUCAUGUAAAAGCAGACAACAUUAAUGCGUAACUCGCACAACUCACAGGUGAAAGAAACAAGUCAAGUCAAUAUCUGAUCAGUCAAUGGGAAAAUGUUCAGCUUCGAGGGCGAGUUCAAGACAAGACCCAAGGUGUCACUGGGAGGAGCAAGCAAGAAGGAAGAGAAAGCAUCUUUGCUGCAUCGCACUCAAGAGGAAAGAAGGAAAAGAGAGGAUGACAGAAAGCGACUGAAGAAUGCCAUCAUCAUUCAGUCUUAUGUACGUGGCUACCAAGACCUGAAACGACAGUACGCCAUCCAGAGGGCCACUUUUGACGAGUGUGUCAGCCAGACACAAGCGAAGCAGCAUGCUCUGGAAGCUACCACCCUCUGCCUCUUAUCAAGACAGCUCAUAUUUUUCUACAGACAGAGCGUGGAUGCACAUCGAUUGAUCUGGCUGUGUCAGAACCUGGUGAAACAGAACAGUCAGUUUGUCAAGCUGCUGGUGGGCUCACACAGACAGACGUGUAUGUUUCAGAUCAAGAGAAUACUGGGCUUCUGCUGCAGACUCGUGCAGAACUGCGCUGACGAUAGUUUAAAUGUGGCAGUCCCCAUGCGGAUGCUCGAAAUCUUCUCCUCCGAGAGAAUCUACCUUCCCAUCAUGACUGACGCUAACUCUGUGAUUGAACAGAUUUUGCACUAUAUGGUACAGAAAGGUUACUACAGGUCGCUGUAUGUUCUUGUGAAUCACAGGCUCCCAUCAAGUUUGGAAUAUAGUGACUCUCCCUCCAUCCCUCUGGCAAGCACACUCUUGGAGCACAUUCUCAAACCUCUGCACUUUAGCUACUCCUCCUGCACAGCGGGCGCAAGGCACUUUGUCUUUGCCGCAUUCACCAAGGAGUUUAUUUCUGCGCCUUUUACCGAGCAGAUCUUUCACUUUUUUAUCCCGGCCCUGUCGGACCCCCGUCUCGCAUUCCCGUUUGAGGCCUUCCUGAGCUCCCUGCAGGACACCGUCACCUCUUCUCCUGCCGCACAAAGCCGGGCCCCCUGGAUAUUUUACUUUGUUCUUUCUGCGGGCCAGAACUGUUUAGGCUCCCUAUCGGAGGAAGGCCUCCUGCUGUAUUUACGCGCUCUGCAGACACUUCUUCCUCUGCUGCCUGUAACGGAGGCCUACAGCAGGCCCGAGAUGAGCAGUGAUUCUGAGGACGAUGACGAUACAAAUGUCCAUCCGCUGCCCAUGCAGGAUGACAGUCGGAUUUCUGUGCAGCUGAUCACAGACGAAUGUGUGCACAAACUGGACACCAAACAGCAGACCAACACGUUGCUCAACUUGGUGUGGAGGGACUCGGCAAGCGAGGAGGUUUUCACCAUGAUGGCCUCCAUCUGUCACACUCUCAUGGUGCAGCAUCGUCUCCUAGUUCCCAAAGUCAGACUUCUCUACAGUUUAGCCUUUAACGCACGUUUCCUGCGGCAUCUUUGGCACCUGAUCACCUCCAUGACAACCAAAAUGAUCACUGGCUCCAUGGUUCCGCUGCUACAGCUGAUCUCCAGAGGGUCCCCAAUGUCGUAUGAAGACUCCAAUCGCAUCAUUCCUCUCUUUUACCUCUUCAGCUCCCUCUUCAGCCACUCGCUCAUCUCUGUGCACGACAGCGAGUUUUUUGGACAUGAAAUGGAAGGUCAGACGCAGUCCUCCAUGAUGCCCUUUACUCUGUUGGAGCUGGUGACGCUGUCUCGCUGCCUGAGGGACGCAUGCCUGGGCAUCAUCCAGCUGGCCUACCCAGAGACCAAAACGGAACACCGCGAAGAGUAUAUGGCGGCCUUCCGCAGUGUAGGUGUCAAGACCAACUCGGAGGUGCAGCUGCGCAUCCAAGCUGAGCAGAAACGUUGGGUACAGCUCUUUAAGGUCAUCACUAACUUGGUGAAAAUGCUGAAAGCUCGCGACAUCAGACGACCCUUCUGUCCAGCUGAUCAUUGGUUGUCCGAGGAAGUCAACAUUCGAGCAGAUAAGGUCACCCAGCUAUACGUGCCUUCUGCGAGACAUGUGUGGCGAACACGAAGGAUGGGCAGGAUUGGACCACUUCAGUCUACACUGGAUGUGGGCUCGGAGCCUCCUCAGCUGUCCGUGUCAGAAGAAAGACAUCUGGCCAUCCUCACAGAGCUCCCUUUUGUUGUUCCCUUUGAGGAGCGGGUCAAGAUCUUUCAGAGGUUAAUCUAUGCUGACAAAAGGGAUGUGCAGGGAGAUGGGCCUUUCCCUAACGGCAUCAUCGUUACCAUCAGACGCAACUACAUCUACGAAGACGCCUAUGACAAACUCUCUCCAGAAAACGAACCGGACUUGAAGAAAAGAAUUAGGGUCCACCUGCUGAACGCUCACGGUCUGGAUGAGGCGGGCAUCGACGGAGGCGGUAUCUUUCGGGAGUUCCUCAAUGAGCUCCUCAAGUCAGGCUUCAACCCCAACCAGGGCGUCUUCAAGACCACCAACGAAGGCUUGCUGUAUCCCAACCCCGCCGCCAAGAUGCUGGUGGGAGAAUCCUUCACGCGACACUACUACUUCCUAGGCAGGAUCCUGGGAAAGGCUCUGUACGAGAACAUGUUGGUGGAGUUGCCCUUUGCCAGUUUCUUCCUGUCCAAGCUUCUGGGAACAAGCGCGGACGUCGACAUUCACCACCUGGCCUCGCUGGACCCCGAAAUGUACCGGAACCUUCUCUUUCUCAAGAGCUACGAGGGUGAUGUGGAGGAGUUGGGCCUGAACUUCACCGUAGUCAACAACGAUCUGGGAGAGGCUCAGGUUGUGGAGCUGAAGACGGGGGGGAAAGACAUACCCGUGACCACAGCUAACCGCAUCGCGUACAUCCACCUGGUGGCCGACUACCGCCUCAAUAAGCAGAUCCGGCCACACUGCCUGGCCUUCAGGCAAGGUCUGGCCAACGUGGUCAACCUGGAGUGGCUCCGUAUGUUUGACCAGCAGGAGAUCCAGGUGCUCAUAUCUGGAGCUCAUGUCCCCAUAUGUCUUGAUGACUUGAAAAAGUUCACAAACUACUCAGGUGGCUACACGUCCACGCAUCCCGUCAUCCAGAUCUUUUGGGAAGUGGUGGAAGGCUUCACAGACGAGGAGAAGCGCAAGCUGCUCAAGUUCGUCACCAGCUGCUCCAGACCUCCUCUGCUGGGCUUCAAGGAGCUGUACCCGGCCUUCUGCGUCCACAACGGCGGCAGCGACCUGGACCGCCUGCCCACGGCCAGCACCUGCAUGAACCUCCUCAAGCUGCCAGAGUUCUACAGCCAGCAGCAAAUGAGGAACAAGCUGCUCUACGCCAUCGAGUCCUCGGCCGGCUUCGAGCUCAGCUGAGAGCUCACCUCGGCAAAGAAAGACUUGGCAAAAGAACACAACUGACUCUUUUUGCCCGUACGACUGUUGUGUGCAGGUAUGUGUGUGACCAGUGCGAAGGGGACAAGCACCCCCAGAAUAAGACGCCUUUUUUUAACCCUUUGCUUUUAGCUAAAUUUAAGUGACGAAACCGAGCAAUUUAGUGCUGAUAUGUUGUGUUUUCACCAAAGAUGAGUGGCAUCAUGCAGAUAGUAACAAAAUCAUACAAAAGGCAAUACAGAGACAAGAGGGACUGUGAAGUUGAACGCUUCAAAUGUUAGUGAUACUCAUGUGUGCAUCUAGCAAAGGUAUGAUAGCAUGAGGGGGUUGUGAAUAUGUACAUGUUCUCUUGUAUCAUUCAUGUAUUCAGUAUUUGUACAGCUUUCCUUCUUUAUUAUGGUUGUGUGUGACAUGGUUGAAACUUACCAAUGUUCAGCGUACCCUCUAAAAAAAAAAAAAAAAGAGCGUAUGGAAAUGAAUAAAGCCACUUUUCUUUUUUGCACAAGUGUCGCUCGUGAUG
Nerophis lumbriciformis (worm pipefish) is the source of this 3938-nucleotide messenger RNA. RefSeq names its product ubiquitin protein ligase E3C (gene ube3c). Gene Ontology annotation, biological process: ubiquitin-dependent protein catabolic process; protein polyubiquitination. The record is from RefSeq and is a predicted model, not a curated record. NCBI's taxonomy places the organism in Eukaryota, Metazoa, Chordata, Actinopteri, Syngnathiformes, Syngnathidae. Gene Ontology annotation, molecular function: ubiquitin protein ligase activity.